UUCCGACGCUUAGUCUUGUAACUGAAGUGCCUGCUGCUGCAUUAACGGCACGGCACCACACAACAUUGUCAGACGACGAUUUUGGUUGGUUGUAUAAGUGAUGAAUGAAAAAUAAAAAAUUAUUUAAUAUUCCAAGUGUAAUCGGAAAGAAAGUGGUCGGCAAGAGUGGCAGCAGCAGCAGUCGUACCGUGAUCGUGAACAUAAUCGUGCCAGUGUGUUGCACCUAAAAACGGACGGAAAGAGUGAAUGUUCGCGCGCAUGCGUUUCAAAGUUAAAACCAAAAAUUCGGUAAUGCAACGCAUGAAGAUAUGAUAAAAAGAAAUAAAUGAAGAAAAUUGUAAAAAAUUCCAAUAAAAACAAAUUUCUGGGAAAAAACUAAAUGAUACGGAUUUGAAAGAAUCUAGCAAAAAAACCCUCCCAUACGUAUACUAAAAUAAAUGCCAUCAACUCCUAGACAAAUUUAGAAUUUGUGCCUCGGGAAUACAACAAUCGACUCUAAAACACAAAAACCAAAAGUAAACAUUGAUUCCAUUCCUCCAGUACUAUAUACCAAAAAAUAAAUAUGAUAUCAAACACUCGUUGGAAUGUGGUGGCAUUGGUUGUUGUUCUUGCCACAGUGAUAGCUUUAAUAAUGCCAUCACAUUUUGCAACAGCCUUCGAUGUGAGCCGCAUGACACCGGUAGCAGAUCGAAACAUACGAACCGGAAAUAAAAUGCUCAUUGAAAAGGAAAUAAUCGAAGAACGUCAGGUUGUUAGUGAAAAUGAUUCGAAUUCGACGCAGGCGGAGGUAGCACUAGAUGAGGAUAUGUCUUUCCCUGGUGAAGAUGACGGUGACAGUGAUGAUGGUGUUCUGGAUGUGAACGAGAUACCAGUGCGCUAUGAUGAGGCACAAUUAUGGCGAGUUUACAAUAUCUCCAAUGCAAUGAGUCGCAGAAAUAUGCUGCCUUUGGGUGAUAUUCUUGAGAGUAAAUAUGGUGGUACUAUAUGGAAAGAAAAUUCCAAAUUCUUGGAUGUUUCGAUAGACAAGAAACAUGUAAAAGCAGCUCGAGCCUUUUUGGAAGAUCACAAUCUGAAUACCGAAGUACUAAACUAUAAUAUUCAAGAAAUGAUAGAUAAUGAGGCAGCAGUGGGAGCCAAUUUGACACAAAGUGAAGCAGGACAAAGAACAAAGAAGGCUGCCCGCAGUGGUAUCCAUUGGAAAGAUUAUCAUGAUCUGGAUACAAUUUACGCUUUCAUGAGAGAAAUUCGUGGCAAAUUCCCCAACAUAUGUCGCCUCUAUACCAUUGGAAAAACGGCUGAAGGCAGAGAUUUGAAGGUUUUAAGAAUUUCCGAAAAUCCCAAAAAUUAUAAGAAAAUCUGGAUUGAUGGCGGUAUUCAUGCCCGCGAAUGGAUCAGUCCGGCCACAGUGACAUUUAUACUCUAUCAGUUAAUGUCAAAAUGGCAAGAGCAGCCCGACUACAUUAGGCAAAGGACAUGGUAUGUAAUGCCAGUCAUGAAUCCCGAUGGCUAUGAAUACAGUCGUCAAUUUAAUCGUUUGUGGCGUAAAAAUCGUGCCCCCGCCAAACGAUCCCAAUGUCUGGGAGUGGAUUUGAAUCGUAACUUUGAUAUUGGCUGGAAUGGUUAUGGUUCCUCCACGAAUCCCUGCAGUGAUACCUAUAGAGGUGAAUCCGCUGGCUCCGAAUUGGAAACUGAUGCGGUGGUCAAAUUCUUAACCAAAAGAAAAUAUAACCUGGAUGCUUAUUUGACUUUCCACAGUUAUGGCCAAAUGGUUGUCUAUCCUUGGGCCUAUAAGGCCGUCAAAGUCAGAGAUUCCGGUGUAUUGCAACGUGUAGCCACUACUGCAGUUCAACGCAUAGAAAAGAAAACGGGAGAGAUUUAUCGUGCCUCUGUGACGCAUGAAGUUUUGGGCAUUGCCGGUGGUGGUUCCGACGAUUGGACUCGAGCUGCUUUGGGCACCCAAUAUGUCUACACCAUUGAACUGAGAGAUCGUGGCCACUUUGGUUUUGUCCUACCGCCUUCCCAGAUUUUGGAAACAGCCAUUGAAGGUUAUACGGUGGUGGAUACAGUGGCCCAGGCCAUAAAAUAGACUUGGAAAGGCCCACAGACCACAACGGAAUGAACGAUGAAUGAAAGUAGUUUUUAAUUGAAAACAAAUAUUAAACAAAUGCCAGUGUACUUUACCCGCCCACAUCCCGCAUACCCACACAAACAAACGAGGACUGUUUUGCGUUUAAGCAAAAGAAGAAUUAUUAUAUUGAUUAAUAAAUAAACAUAUUUUUGUUUGUUGUUUGAGUUGACACAAACAAUUUUAUUAACAUUAGCAUUAAGUGAGCAUUUGAAGAACUGUUAUGAGCAUAGAGUUGUUAAUAUGCUUAAGAAAUUU
Messenger RNA from Stomoxys calcitrans (stable fly), 2383 nucleotides. Its product is annotated as carboxypeptidase B. The record is from RefSeq and is a predicted model, not a curated record. Gene Ontology annotation, molecular function: metallocarboxypeptidase activity; zinc ion binding. The transcript is spliced from 5 exons. Gene Ontology annotation, biological process: proteolysis. Bases 563 to 2086 code for a protein of 507 amino acids. NCBI's taxonomy places the organism in Eukaryota, Metazoa, Arthropoda, Insecta, Diptera, Muscidae.